Tinamus guttatus (white-throated tinamou) is the source of this 450-nucleotide messenger RNA. NCBI's taxonomy places the organism in Eukaryota, Metazoa, Chordata, Aves, Tinamiformes, Tinamidae. The record is from RefSeq and is a predicted model, not a curated record.
AUGGUGGCCCUGGUGCCCUCAGGGUGCCCAAAGGGCGACAGGCACCCAAGGGUGGUGGGUGCCCAAAGAGUGGUGGGUGCCCAAGGAGUGGUGGGUGCCCAAGGAGUGGUGGGUGCCCAAGGAGUGGUGGGUGCCCAAGGAGUGGUGGGUGCCCAAGGAGUGGUGGGUGCCCAAGGAGUGGUGGGUGCCCAAGGAGUGGUGGGUGCCCAAGGAGUGGUGGGUGCCCAAGGAGUGGUGGGUGCCCAAGGAGUGGUGGGUGCCCAAGGAGUGGUGGGUGCCCAAGGAGUGGUGGGUGCCCAAGGAGUGGUGGGUGCCCAAGGAGUGGUGGGUGCCCAAGGAGUGGUGGGUGCCCAAGGAGUGGUGGGUGCCCAAGGAGUGGUGGGUGCCCAAGGAGUGGUGGGUGCCCAAGGAGUGGUGGGUGCCCAAGGAGUGGUGGGUGCCCAAGGAUGA